AUGGGCUCAGACGUCGUGGUCGUUGGAAGUCGGCAAGAAUGGGACAAGUGGGGCAAUGUCUUCGGUUGGCCCGCGCCAAGCAAGAUGCUGGCGGCGGUGUGGCUGCGGCCCGUGCCAAGCCUACUAGCACUCCUGGAGGAGGUCGUCGACUGCAUGGUGAAGUCCUCUCUUCUGGGUCUGGGUAGUUUGGCGGAGGAAUCCGUGACUUUCCAUAUGGUAUUGAAGCGGGGCGCCAAUGCUGGCGUAAACGUCUCCUUCCACGCAGGUACUGUGGCCAGCUACGAGCAGUUUACAGGAUCGUCACAGGUCAGGGCUAUGCGGGCAGCGGGCCACUGGCACUGUGCGCAUGCAGAGUUUGCAGAUGUUGCGGGGACAUGGGACAUCUUCUAUCACAAUGGCUUUCGAACCAGCUACGAAGUUUCAGAGAAGGGAGAGGUGCGAGCAACACGCGCUGAUGGCCCUGGCAUCAGCGUCCUCCAGGCUGUCGAAGCUGGAAGGUUCAGUCACAAGCUGCUUGGCAUCCACCGCCCCGGAACAUGGGAGCGCUUUCGCCUCGACGGCCCCGGCAGAUUGCAUUUGGAACACUGGCAGCAGGAGACUCUCUUGUCCAUCGCGAAGGGCUUCCGGAAAGAGCAGCCACCCUUGCCAGGUUGUGGAUGCCCGGAAGAUGAAGACUGGUGUGUCAAAACCCUCGGGAUUCUUCAGGCAUGGUGUGGAUCCGAGACUUGGGAGGCCAGCAGUACGGCUUCGGCCCAAAAAAGCUUGGCCUCAAAUCUGAAAGAUGCACGCAUCCGGCAUCUCUUGAGAACCUCGCCAAGAUCUCCGUGGCAGGUACGCAAGGUUUCAAUCGGCAUUGGAGGUGGCUUCGGCUCCAAACUGCAGAUGGCCGUGGCAAGCGCCGUCAAGGCGAUGCACUUUGGCAAACGUUCAGAAUUUUUCGAGCAUAUGGGAAGAUACACCAACAACUCGAAAUGCCUUGCAUUUCUUGGUGAGGUGCAGUUUCGUCAGGGUGGAUGGGCGUGCUUGUUCAAGGAGAUGCCGCGAAGCUCUCGGAGGCUAUCAAGGACAGCUGCGCGGCAAUCCAGAAUCAGGAUGCUGUCUGCAGGCUCAGUGCAGGCGGCACUCUGGCAGCCCAGCAGCUUGAUUUUGGAAUUCUUCGAGCGCUUUCAGCGGGGAUGCAAUUGCAGCAAGGGCCAGGGCCAGGCGCAGUUUCGAAUUGCGAUUUCGGGGCUAGGCCCGGCUGCUACCGGUCGGCAGGUGACGAACCCUUUCAACAGAUAUCAUGCGGUUGAGGACUAUGUCUACGAGGUCCUGCGUGCAGCAGAAGAGCUGCAGCUCUGCAGGGCAGAAUUGUGCCAGCUUUUUGUGGCAUCAGACUCUGCAGACAUCGUGGACGAGGUCAUUAGCGCGAUGCAAGCGAAGCAGGGCGUCAUGCAGGUCAUUGGGCUUCGCCACUCUGAGACCCACCGUCGAAGUGCUGUCGGCGUCGAGGUAGCCAGAUUUCUGCCCGGCGAUGCCACGGCGCUGCAAAUGGCCGCCGAGGAAGCCGCAACUGCUCUGCCUGCCUGCCUUACGACGGGGCCAAUUCAAAGGUGA
Symbiodinium necroappetens is the source of this 1596-nucleotide messenger RNA. NCBI's taxonomy places the organism in Eukaryota, Dinophyceae, Suessiales, Symbiodiniaceae. The record is from the annotation of a GenBank genome assembly.